AUGAAUUGGAUACAAGGCUGCCCUGCUACCACUGUGGUGGAUGUGGAGCAACCACUGUUAAUAGAGAAAUUCUACAGCUCAGUGGCACCAGAUGUGGAAGACCGCUGGCUUAUCACUCUGCCAGAAGCUGCGAGGCUGGCAGACGAACGCCAGGAUGCAAAGACUGCUAAAAGGCGAGAACCCAGCGUCUAUCACUGUUUGGAGACUACAACCACUGGGGAACAGUUCCAACAUCGACUGAGACCUUAG
Pelobates cultripes (western spadefoot toad) is the source of this 249-nucleotide messenger RNA. The record is from the annotation of a GenBank genome assembly. NCBI's taxonomy places the organism in Eukaryota, Metazoa, Chordata, Amphibia, Anura, Pelobatidae.